AUGUUUGGCGACCAGGACUUUGCGUACCUGCAGUUGAAAGGAGACCAUAUGAGCCGGCCCCUGUGGAUCGACCCCGUCGAUGGCCAUAUUAUACUCGAGGGCUUUAGUCCAAUCGCAGAGCAGGCACAGGACUUCUUGGUUGCUAUCAGCGAGCCGGUAUCGAGACCAUCAUUCAUCCAUGAAUACAAGUUAACCGCCUACUCCCUCUACGCCGCUGUUUCCGUCGGCCUGGAAACUGAGGACAUCAUCGAAGUCCUAAAUCGCCUCUCUAAGGUGCCCAUUCCCGACAACGUUCUCCAGUAUAUCCGGAGCUGCACCAUGUCGUACGGCAAAGUGAAGCUCGUGCUCAAGCACAAUAAAUAUUUUGUAGAAUCAACCCAUCCGGAGAUCCUGCAGACGUUACUGCGGGACCAGGAGAUCAGAAGUGCAAGGGUCGUACCUGGCGCGGGAGGCACGUACGAAGCAGCGAACGCGCUCGACAAUGGAAAGAAGAAGAUGGUGCAUGGCGCUGAGAACAAUUCGGGUAAGGGGAGCAAAGCAGGCACCCCUGCUCCCGGUAGCGGAACAGUGACCCCGGGCAGCAAACCUGGGCAGACUGAUGCAGACUUGUUCUCUGCGGUUGUGGGCGUGGAUCAGGAUGAGAUUGAGGAGGAUGACGAGAACACAGUCAGUUUCCAGAUUAUGGAUGACAAGAUUGAUGAUGUGAAGAAGCGCUGUCAUGAUCUCGAUUUUCCCGUGCUCGAAGAGUACGAUUUCCGAAAUGACACGGUGAACGCAAACUUAGACAUCGACCUUAAGCCCAUCACCGUCAUUCGGCCAUACCAAGAAAAGUCGCUUUCCAAGAUGUUCGGUAAUGGCCGUGCACGGAGCGGGAUCAUCGUACUCCCUUGUGGGGCUGGCAAGACGCUCGUAGGCAUCACAGCCGCGUGCACGAUCAAGAAGAGCACCUUGGUUCUGUGCACAUCUACAGUGUCGGUCAUGCAAUGGAAACAGCAGUUCAUGCAGUGGUCAAAUAUCACCGAUAGGCAAAUCAGCGUUUUCACCGCUGAGCAGAAAGAGAAGUUCUCCGGCGCGGCAGGCAUUGUCGUCUCGACCUAUUCGAUGGUCGCCAACACCCGCAACAGGUCAUACGAGUCCCAGAAGAUGAUGGAUUUCCUCACCUCCCGCGAAUGGGGAUUCAUCCUUCUGGACGAGGUGCAUGUCGUUCCUGCCCAGAUGUUCCGCCGGGUUGUUACGACCAUCAAAGCGCAUGCCAAGUUGGGUCUUACUGCCACUCUCGUACGCGAGGACAACAAGAUCGACGAUCUGAAUUACAUGAUCGGGCCUAAGCUGUACGAGGCCAACUGGAUGGAUCUUGCCGCCAAGGGACAUAUCGCCAAUGUACAAUGUGCGGAGGUGUGGUGUCCUAUGCCGCCGGAGUUCUAUCGCGAGUAUCUGAGGGAGAAACCCAGACGAAGGAUGUUGCUGUAUUGUAUGAACCCGAACAAGUUCCAAGCGUGUCAGUUCUUGAUCGACUACCAUGAGCGGAGGGGAGACAAGAUUAUCGUCUUCUCAGACAACGUGUUUGCGCUAGAGGCGUACGCUAAGAAACUCAGCAAACCCUUCAUCCACGGUGCGACCGCCCAAGUGGAGCGUAUGCGAGUUCUCCAAAACUUCCAGCACAAUCCAGUAGUGAAUACCAUCUUCCUAUCCAAAGUCGGAGACACGUCAAUCGACCUACCCGAAGCUACCUGUCUGAUCCAGAUCUCUUCCCACUUCGGUUCCCGACGACAGGAAGCACAACGGCUCGGGCGCAUCUUGCGUGCCAAACGCAGAAACGACGAGGGUUUCAACGCUUUCUUCUACUCGCUCGUCUCGAAGGACACGCAAGAGAUGUACUACUCCACCAAGCGCCAACAGUUCCUCAUCGACCAGGGCUAUGCGUUCAAGGUGAUCACCCAGCUCGAAGGCCUGCACACGAUGCCAAACCUGGUGUACAAGACCCCAAGCGAGCAAAUUGAGCUCCUGCAGAGCGUGUUGAUCGCGAACGAGUCGGCUCUCGACUUUUCGGGUUCAGACCUCAUGAACCUACAGGGAGAUCAAGCGCAAAAAGCACGCAAUCGUGCGCAGAAGUAUGAAGCAAAGCGUGCGGUUGGCAGCUUAUCUGCCCUUUCAGGUGCACAGCAUAUGAGCUAUAUCGAACGAAAUAAGACUGCGAACAGACAGCUGGCGAGGGAAGCAAACGCAAAUCGUCAUAAACUGUUCAAGAAGCGUGACGUGCAGAAAAAGCAGGGUGCUAAUGGGGCAUAA
Dacryopinax primogenitus is the source of this 2289-nucleotide messenger RNA. RefSeq names its product DNA repair helicase rad25. Gene Ontology annotation, biological process: nucleotide-excision repair; transcription initiation at RNA polymerase II promoter. Lineage: Eukaryota; Fungi; Basidiomycota; Dacrymycetes; Dacrymycetales; Dacrymycetaceae. Bases 1 to 2289 code for a protein of 762 amino acids. The transcript is spliced from 4 exons. Gene Ontology annotation, cellular component: nucleotide-excision repair factor 3 complex; transcription preinitiation complex; transcription factor TFIIH holo complex. The record is from RefSeq and is a predicted model, not a curated record. Gene Ontology annotation, molecular function: hydrolase activity; DNA binding; 3'-5' DNA helicase activity.